GUUGAAUGCGUUGUUACUGUAAUUUUUAGUGAAGUUCCGCUGUCGUUUUUUUAUCGUUUGUCGUUAGAAUACUGUGCGAACUACAUAUAUGAUGAAUGCUUGGAAGUGUGUGAAUUAUGGCGGAGUGUGUGUCGAAGCCUUGUAAGGACAAGCGUGGUGAACGAAUCACUCUGACUAAAAAGGCGGCGGACAAAAUAAUUCAAUGCAGUGAAAUACGUAAAGAGAAAUCGAACCUCCAGCAAAGAUUCCACGAACCCAGCUCAAGAAAAAUGGAGUUCAGUACAGAAAGUUUUGAACUAUUUGAAAGCAGCCGAGCAGAAGCAAAUAACAGGCACGACAAGUGGGGAGAUGAGGUAAAGAUGAGGCUUUCUCAGGUCAUAGACCUCGUCAGUUCUGAUGAGAGAUACCACUGGCAUUGUUACAAGACAUUUCAAAAGCCAGGAUCACACAGCCUGAAAAAGGAGCAGCAACAACCAAAGGGGGGUCAAGUGCACUUUACAUUAAUUUAAGG
Acanthoscelides obtectus is the source of this 511-nucleotide messenger RNA. Lineage: Eukaryota; Metazoa; Arthropoda; Insecta; Coleoptera; Chrysomelidae. The record is from the annotation of a GenBank genome assembly.